GAAAAUAUCUUGUGUUAAUUUUGUUGUGAUCGAUAGGGUUUUCUAUGCCCAGUGCAGGUGGACUAACCGCGCAAUUGUUUGCCCAAAAAAAGAAAGAAAAAGGAAAAAAGAAAAAAUCGUGACUUUCCUGCGAGUCGUAGUUGGUGAGGGGGGUAGCUCGGGUCGCUAGUUAUGCCUUCUGUAAAAUGAUAUACAUCAGCAUUUGUUGAAUUGAGGGGAAGCAUUUUUAAGAGAGGACGAAUUUUUUUCUUGAAGAACAGACAUGGCGACUGCAGCAGAAAUUGCGGCGAAGUUGAAUUUGAAGCCCCACGUGGAAGGUGGGUUUUACGCGGAAACCCUCAGAGAUACAUCCGUUCUUCUCUCUAAAUCUCAGCUUCCUCCCCAAUAUAAGGUUGAUCGCCCGGUAAGUACAUCCAUUUACUUCUUGUUGCCUUCUGGAAGUGUAUCACUUCUCCAUCGCAUCCCUUGUGCUGAAACCUGGCAUUUUUACAUGGGAGAACCUUUGACGAUAUUGGAGCUGAAUGAGGAUGAUGGGAGUGUAAAAUUGACUUGCUUAGGACCUGAUAUAGUCACAGGCAAUCAACAGCCACAGUAUACAGUGCGUCCAAAUGUGUGGUUUGGUUCAUUUCCAACAAAGGACAUCACCAUUUCCUUGGAUGGAACAAUGAUCAAAGCUGCGCCGAGGGAUGCCCAGAGGCACUACACUCUUGUAGGAUGCACUUGUGCACCGGGCUUUCAGUUCGAAGACUUUGAGUUGGCAAAACGCUCAAAACUUCUUUCAUGCUUUCCCAGUCACGAGUCCCUCAUCUCUUUCCUCACCAACCCUGAGUAAGAAGGGAAAGCCUGCUUUGUAAGGUUGUUUUCACUCUAAUAAUUUUGACUUGUUUUGAAAGCUUGUGUUUUGAAUCUAGUGGAAAGGGUUAUGUCCAAUCAUUUCAAUCCAUUUUGGGAUUAAAA
Molecule: messenger RNA, 957 nt
Organism: Malania oleifera
Lineage: Eukaryota; Viridiplantae; Streptophyta; Magnoliopsida; Santalales; Ximeniaceae
Exons: 3
Coding region: 263-832 (189 amino acids)
Cellular component (GO): intracellular anatomical structure
Source: RefSeq, a predicted model, not a curated record